UUAAAACUAACAGAGUCAGCUGUGUUUCCUUUCAGUCUCUGUCAGAAAGCAAGAUGGGUAUCCGCUCCUCAAUCCCCAAAGGUGACCCCCUUCAAAUCGUGCUGAUUGGGAGGACCGGUGUUGGGAAGAGCGCUGUCGGUAACACCAUCGUGGGUAAAAAAGUCUUCUUGUCUUCAACGAGUGCACAUUCGCUGACACAGUACUGCGAGAAAGAACGAGUUAAAUGUCGGAGAAAGAUUCACGUCACCGACACCCCCGGGAUCCUGGAUACUUCAAAAGAAGCCGAGAAUAUAAAGACAGAGAUUAAAAAAUGCAUCCAGGUGACCUCUCCCGGGCCCCACGUCUUCCUGCUGGUGAUGCAGAUCGGCAGGUUUACUCAAAUAGAAGUCAAGUGUGUGGAAGCUCUGGAGAAAAUCUUUAGUGAAGAAGUAUACCGCUACAUGAUCGUCCUAUUCACACGUGGUGAUGAGCUUCAGGGUAGAACCAUAACGCAAUAUGUGCAAAACAGCCACCCACAACUUCGAGAAGUGCUGAACAAAUGCGGGAACCGCUACCAUGUCUUCAACAACAAGAAAAAAAGGAACAGGACUCAGGUGGUACGUCUGAUUGAGAAGAUAGAUGACAUGGUGGGGGCAAACGGCGGUCAGCACUUCAGUGAAGAAAUGCUAGUGUCGUCCAAAAAGACUGAAUCCUGAGAGAAAUGCUGAUUUACAGCUUUUCUUUGAUGAUGGAACUGUUGCAGGGAGCCGCUAACCCUUUUUCAGUCCCUCCUGAUCUCGUCCUUCCUUCUAUCAUCACUGAUUCUUAUGGCAAUGGUAGCUGUUUGCAGGUAUUGGAAAAUGCAAACUACUGCCUGAUGGUGGACUACAGUACAUCUGAUCUAUUGCACUGCAGAAAAGCUGUCUUUUUCAAGUGUGAAGUGAAGUGAAAGUUCUCCAGAUUCUCCCAAUUACCCACGCCAGCCAUGGCCAUAACACACGCACCACCACAAAUGUACAGUGGAUCCCUGCACAUUCGCAAUUCAGCAUUCACACACCCACAAAUUUGUAGAUUUUUGUCAAAAAAAAUAGUUAUUCUAAACUAGGCAAUGUUUUCAUUCACCAUAAGUUGCUGGUCAUUUAUAAAUAUGUGAUAAUACAGAUGAAAUGUACAGUUUUUACAUGCAAUACUGUUAGAAAACCCUGCAAUUUUUACACGUUUACGUCUUUGCAGUCAUGGAAAAAAUGAUUAAACCAGCCUUGUUUCUUCAGUUUAUUGUUCAUUUAGUGCCCGGGACAACUAAAGGUACAGUUGUUUGGUCAAAUAUAAUGAUGACAACCAAAUAGCUGAUAAGAGUCUCACGGAAAAGCUUACUUUCAUUUCCUCGCUCUUCAUCCAUUAAGUUCUUACGUCAGUAGCUGUCGCCUUGUACUGCAGAGAUGGGAGCAGGUCGGUGUUUUGCAAGUCUCAAUUAAGGCUCAAGUCUUUAAUCUCAAGUCUCGAGUCAAGUCUCGAGUAAAAACGUGCAAGUCCAGAUCAAAUUUCAAGUCAGGACAAGACAGAUUGAGUCAAGUCUGAAGUCAUAGGCUUGAAAUUUCCGGGUCCUUAGGAGUCAUAAGCAUUGUUAAAUCAAAUAUUUCAACAAUCUAUCCAAUUUGACAAAUAAUGAAUGCAUUUUGAUUUUUUAAAAAUUAAAAAAUGUAAAAAAAAAAAAAUAAAUAAAAAGACCAGUGUGACAAGACUUAGUCACAGAAAGAGUGCGGACAUAUUCACACAUUCGUUGUUUGUCCCUAAACCCGAUUGGAUGUUAAUAGAUGCGUUCGAUGAGGCAGAUUCUGUGGGAAAAUGUGUUGUCUUGCUGGAAAAUGACAUAAUGACUAUCACGUUAGUUGAAUACUUUGAACGGGGAAACAUUUUACUCAACACUUUCACUGAAAAUGAUUAUUUUCAAGUCAUCAGACUAAGGCUGAUGUCAAAGUAAAAGCGUUGCAAUUCUUGAUUCAUAUUGUCAACUCGAGUCCAAGUCACGUGACUAGAGUCCUCUGUUGUAUUAGCAAAAAAUGAAACGCUAUUUUUGUUGUCAUCAUUAUAUUUGUCCACACAAAUGUACCUUUAGCUGCACCAGCCAUUAAAAUGAUCAAGAAACUAAAGAAACAAGGCUGGUCUAAUCAUUUUUUCCCCCAUACUAUGCUUCACUGAUCAUGUUUUUUCGUCAGCGUUGAGAUUUCGCACUUUGUUCAGUGGUUUCUGAACGCGCCACAGUUGGUUUCACUUUAAACUCUGAUCCCAUGUGCUCAUGGAUCAUCUUACAUUGUCAUUUAUUAGCGAUGAGUACUUAUACAUUUUACACUUUAAAUGUGGUAAAUAGGAGUGAACAAUGGGGUGAACAAAGGGUUCUGCAGAUGAACGAUCACUUUUGCACCAUUUUCCGGUGUCCUGGACGUAAGAAACGUGGGGAUUCUGCUGUAUUUGGCUAUCAUGAGGUUUAAUCAAUGAAUAGUUUAAACUUGAUUCCUAACGUGUUAUGCACAUGCUUUCAAAUCAGGGUGCAGGAAUGACACAGAUGCAUUAAAAGGAAGUGAAAAAACACAACCCCGUCUCGAUGUUUUGGACGCACUUCACAAAUAAUAUGCGUAGGUGUUGGUUUGUUAUUAGCAUUAUAGUGACCCCUGUGCAAUGAAAUGUAUGGAAAUUCUAUCAAAACAAUAAAACCACCUAGAUUUGCACAUUGCAAUAAACAAACGUCUGCAUCUGUUUCUAUUUGGUUUGUGUACACGAUUCAUGUAAGUGCACAAAAACAUUCCAGAAGCUAUGAUGUUGACUAGUUCAACCAGUAUGUAUCAACCUUAGAAUGACAUCAUCCUUACUUGCCUUUCUUUGGAUCAGAUGUACAAGUAGGAUGGGCCAGUAAAACGGCCUUGACUGGAAUUUGAGUUUAGAAAAAGGAUGCGUUCCGGUCUAUAUAACUUAUUUGAAGCAUAUUUGAAGUACAUUGUGUAACAAAAACAUUUAUCCUUGUGGUUUUUAUUGCAGUUCAUGUAAAAUAAAACAAGGUAUUUAUUAUUAUGGUUCC
Molecule: messenger RNA, 3052 nt
Organism: Dunckerocampus dactyliophorus (ringed pipefish)
Lineage: Eukaryota; Metazoa; Chordata; Actinopteri; Syngnathiformes; Syngnathidae
Product: major intrinsically disordered NOTCH2-binding receptor 1-like
Exons: 2
Coding region: 54-695 (213 amino acids)
Molecular function (GO): GTP binding
Source: RefSeq, a predicted model, not a curated record